Bufo gargarizans (Asiatic toad) is the source of this 2169-nucleotide messenger RNA. It is a transcript of the gene CFAP221, whose product is annotated as cilia and flagella associated protein 221. Gene Ontology annotation, cellular component: cilium. Gene Ontology annotation, biological process: cilium movement; cilium assembly. Bases 415 to 2169 code for a protein of 584 amino acids. The record is from RefSeq and is a predicted model, not a curated record. The transcript is spliced from 18 exons. NCBI's taxonomy places the organism in Eukaryota, Metazoa, Chordata, Amphibia, Anura, Bufonidae.
GGCCCCUAGGGGAGAAGAAAUCCGCUGUCUCAGUAGAAGACAUCUGCUUGCUGUCAGUUUACAUCCUGACCUAAUCCACACAGUCGAUGACUUGUUGCAGUGUAUCAGUGCAGGAGCCUGGAGGACCUCACUAUAGUACAGUCACUAUGGAGUCCGGACAUAUACGGGGCGCUCCCCUCCCCACACACAGAUGAGACCGCCCGGCUCACUCACGAGCUCCCCCAUCAUUGGUUUCUCCCGCUUCACACUCCCCCUGUCAGUCUGUGGUAGACUCCAACUUCCGGUGUCACCAUAGCAACGCGUCCUGACAUAGCUACACGGAUUCACGGGACCAGAGAAUCACCCGCAAAAUGUGACCGGAAACCGCGACCGGGACCUGGUUUCUCCGUCUGCUGCGCCGAUCGCUGUGACAACAUGGAGGUCGCUCCUUCCGCCAACUUCGACCUUCCUAGAGAGGAUGGAAGCCUCAAGAGACCCUCAUCCUCCGCCUUUCUGGACAGUUUGGUGGAAAAGCCUCAGAACCGACCGGUUCCCAACCACAUCCUGGAGUCAAGGGUCUACACGAAGCUCGGCAGUAAUGUCUCGGUUGCGGCAGACCCUGGAGUUCUCCAUUUUGGGGGAUUUGAGAUUGGGACGUGUCUCCAUCGGACUCUGAGAUUGGUGAACAUCUCUGCAGACGUCUCCAACGUGCACAUCAUCCCCCCCCAGAGCAAGCACUUCACCGUCAGCUACAGGAAAGCAAACAGGCUGGCCCCGGGCUUGGCGCUAACAGUCAAUGUUCAGUUCAUUGCUGAUGAAUGGAGAUAUUACUAUGAUUGUAUCCGCGUCCACUGCAAGGGUGACGAGACGCUGCUGGUGCCCCUGCAUGCCUACCCCGCCAUGGACCUGCUGGACUUUCCAUCUCAUGUGAACUUAUCAGAUGUGCCGCUCGGGCAGAGAGCGCUCUACGCCCUCCCCUUGCGCUGCAGUUGCCCGGUUGACUUUGAGUUCAGCAUUGUUUGUUCUCAGCCUCACAAAGACUUUGAAAUCUCCCCGACUUCAGGGGUGGUUCCAGGUGGCGGACUGGUGGAGGUGACCGUGACCUAUACUCCGUCCAGCUAUGGCACCGCACAGACGAGGGUAGAGCUGCUGAUCUCGGAGCUGAAUGCGACGCCGCGUCUCUGCGUGUUCACUGGCACCUGCUCCCCCAGACUGACGGCAAUGAAGGAACGCCAAGAGUACGUCCACAUCUCGCCCACGAGGAGACCCCAGGGAGGCCAGAAACUGUCCUAUGGGGUGUCCCGCAAAAAGAGACAUCUCCAGAGCUUGCAGCAGAAUGCGUCACAGGUCAUUGAGUUCCAGAGCCUGAGAUUUCCCCUCAGUCUGUCCAGUCCCCACGCCGUGUCCACCGUGCUGAACCAGCAGCCAGAAAAGCUGAGGCUCCGAGACCUGCGCCAAGGUCGCACAGGUUCUGACAAGAAGGUAAAGACUCGUCAGGAGAAGGAGACGCGAUUCCAGCAGGUGAUCCAGCAGAACGUCGCAGAGGAGGAGGCCAAUCAGCUGCGGUGGCAGGUUCACCUCGGCCAUGAUCCCAUCUCUGCAAGACACCGUCACAUUAUAACGGAGGAUCGCCAGAGCGCCGCGGCCGAGUACCAGAUGAUGAGAGGCUGCCCUGACCUGCCCGCUGACCACAGGAGGGAGGCCGCGCUUGCAGGUUGUCGUCGGGUGCUGCGCCGUGUGGAUGAGUGUCCCCGGACGCAGCCGCAGUUUGACCUCUACAUGAAUGACCUCUGGGCUAACAGGAGCCGGGCCCUGAGGCGCUUCCAGCAGGCGGCCCGCACGGUCCUCCUACGAGGCAGAGUGGACGGCCGGCUGCCAUCCUUGAAGAAACUGCUGCAGCGCCUCCGAUCAGAGGGAGAGGAGGACGCAACGUGUGACAGCAGCGAUGAGGAGGUCGCCCCGUUACCCGCCUCGCAGGUCUUGGCCUAUGAAUUCCCUCCUUACCCGGCUGAGCCCGAUGGGUCGCCGCUGCAAGAUCUCAUGUUCCUUCCUCCCAGACCUGCAGCAGCACCGCUCAGACACCGGCUCUCCUUCCAGGACCUAAAGACCUGCACUACAACCCCCCAAACUACUCUGCACCCCUCCUCGACCUGCACUGCAACCCCACAAACUACUCUGCACCUCUCCUAG